Molecule: messenger RNA, 237 nt
Organism: Theileria orientalis strain Shintoku
Lineage: Eukaryota; Apicomplexa; Aconoidasida; Piroplasmida; Theileriidae
Product: mitochondrial distribution and morphology family 35/apoptosis protein
Exons: 3
Coding region: 1-237 (78 amino acids)
Source: RefSeq, a predicted model, not a curated record
AUGGGUUCUAGAGAAAAAGAAUCCGGUGAUUCCACAAGUAAAAGUGGUGAGAAUUGUAAACACCUUAAAGACUUAUAUGAUCAAUGCUUUAAUAAUUGGUUCAAACACGAUUUCCUUAAAGGCAAUUUUAAUGAUAAGUGCAAAUUGAAGCUAAAAGAUUACAGAGCCUGCCUUGUGGAAUUUUUUGAAAAGAAGGGAAAUCAAAAGUUGGUUGAUAUGAUCAAAAAAUUCGACUAA